AUGUACUGGCAGCUUGUGGGUACGGAUCGGGACAGAUUUUUGAUGGGGGCCACUGUGACGAAGGGCGCGCCGCGUCCUAUGCCUUCUUUAUGGGGGCUCCUGGACAAACCCAUCUGGGAAAAUCAGUGGCCCCUCCAGGAAGAAAAAGUAGUCGCCCUUCGAGAUUUGGUUCAAGAGCAAGUUACAGCCUAUGCCAAUCUGCCAGGUUCCAUAGCAGAAGGUAAUGCCAGGGCUGACAAGUUGGCUAACUCUGCAUGGGUAUCAGCUCAGCCUGAUGCACUCAUGCAAGCUGAGGCAUUGCAUGAAUUUUUUCAUCAAAACGCACAUACAUUGCAAAAGUUGUUUCAGUUGACCCCAACUGAGGCUAGUGAAAUUGUCAAUUCCUGUGAUGACUGUCACGUGCUUGCUCCGCCUUUACCGGCAGGCAUAAACCCUAAAGGUCUCAAGGCCUUGGAGAUUUGGCAAAUGGAUGUCACCCAAAUUGCUGAAUUUGGCAGGGUCAAGUAUGUGCAUGUGUCUAUUGACACUUUCUCCUCUGCAAUGUGGGCUUCUGCUCACCCUGGAGAAAAAACUCGCAAUGUCAUUGCCCAUUGGAGGAAGGCCUUUGUCGUGCUAGGGGUACCCUCCACUGUGAAAACCAAUAAUGGCCCUGCUUACGCCUCACAGAAAGUGCGGCAGUUCAUGCAGUUGUGGGGUGUCUCACACAAAUUUGGCAUUCUGCAUUCUCCAACUAGCCAAGCCAUUGUUGAACGUGCCCAUAGUGCUUUGAAGUGGGUUCUUGAAAAACAAAAAUGGGGAAUACAGGGUGAAACCCCGCAAAGUCGAUUGGCAAAGGCUUUGUAUACGGUCAAUCACCUUAUGGUGCUGCAGAAUUCAAAUAACCCGGUCAUCUUGAAACAUCUCCUUUCUUUACAGGCUUUAGGUGAGACACAUCAGCCCCAAGUGAAGGUUUGGGUGCAAAAUUUAACCACCAAGCAGUGGGAAGGCCCAUUUGAACUUCUUGCUUCGAGUCAUUGGUCUCUAGCAUCUGAUAUUGGGGUGCUCAGUGGAGCAUUGUUGCAAAGUUCACAGUACUCAGUGGAAUCAGUUGUUGCCAAACUAGAGUCCCGGGUAGACUUCUUCAGCCAUGGACUCAUAGUUGGGGUGAUCCUGAGGUACGGGACUCCCUCCACGAGUGGCCACGACAAACCAUUCAGCUGCUCGCAGGAGAACAGGCCCUUCACCACCCUGCUGGUCAACGUCAGCGGCAAGUUCUUCGAGUAUACGCUCAAAGGGGAAAUAAGCCCUGGGAAGAUCCACAAUGUGGAGCAAAAUGACAUGUUGAGAAAGGUAACAUUUGACCCAGAAGUUUUUUUCAACAUUCUAUUGCCUCCUAUUAUUUUCCAUGCUGGUUAUAGCCUGAAGAAAAGACACUUUUUCAGGAAUUUGGGGUCCAUUUUGGCUUAUGCUUUUUUAGGAACAGCAGUGUCUUGUUUUAUUAUUGGGAAUCUCAUGUAUGGGGUUGUGAAACUAAUGAAGUUGGUGGGUCAGCUGUCUGAUAAAUUCUAUUAUACAGACUGCCUCCUCUUUGGAGCGAUAAUAUCUGCCACUGAUCCAGUUACCGUGCUAGCAAUAUUUAAUGAGCUGCAUGCUGAUGUCGAUCUCUAUGCCCUUCUGUUUGGAGAGAGCGUGUUGAAUGAUGCUGUUGCCAUUGUAUUGUCCUCAUCUAUAGUUGCCUACCAGCCAACAGGUGAAAAUACCCAUGCUUUUGAUGCUGCAGCAUUUUUCAAGUCUGUUGGUGUUUUUCUGGGAAUAUUCAGCGGUUCUUUUAUGAUGGGAGCAGUGACAGGGGUUGUGACAGCUCUGGUGACAAAGUUUACCAAGUUGCACUGCUUCCCCCUGCUGGAAACGGCUCUCUUCUUCCUGAUGUCCUGGAGCACUUUCUUGCUUGCAGAAGCUUGUGGAUUUACUGGUGUGGUGGCUGUCCUGUUCUGUGGAAUUACCCAGGCACAUUAUACAUACAAUAACUUGUCAGUCGAAUCAAGAAGUCGCACAAAGCAGCUCUUUGAGGUGUUGCACUUCCUGGCUGAGAACUUCAUAUUCUCUUAUAUGGGCUUGGCACUGUUUACUUUCCAGAAGCACAUAUUCAGUCCAGUUUUCAUUAUUGGAGCUUUUGUUGCAAUCUUUUUGGGCAGAGCUGCACAUAUUUACCCCCUCUCCUUCUUGUUGAAUUUGGGCAGGAGGCAUAAGAUCAGUUGGAGCUUUCAGCACAUGAUGAUGUUUUCAGGUCUCAGGGGAGCCAUGGCAUUUGCUCUAGCUAUACGAGAUACUGCUACCUACUCCCACCAAAUGAUGUUCUCAACAACUCUGCUCAUCGUGUUUUUCACUGUGUGGAUUGUGGGUGGAGGUACAACCCCCAUGCUCUCAUGGCUGAACAUCAGAGUUGGUGACCGUGUUCCAUCGGUGGAAGAGAUGAGUGAAAGCCACUGGCUGUAUUUCAGGGUUGGGGUUGACCCAGAUCAGGAUCCUCCACCUACUAAUGACAGCUUUCAAGUCUUACAAGGAGAUGGCCAAGAUUCUGCACGAAGGAACAGGACGAAACAGGAAAGUGCCUGGCUCUUCAGGCUGUGGUAUAGCUUUGAUCAUAAUUAUUUAAAGCCAAUUCUCACUCACAGUGGCCCUCCGUUGACCACAACACUGCCCAGCUGGUGUGGCCUGAUAGCCCGCUGUCUGACAAGUCCCCAGGUUUAUGAUAAUCAGGAGCAGCUCCGAGAAGAGGAUUCUGAUUUUAUUCUGAAUGAUGGUGACCUUACCGUGACAUAUGGUGAUACAACAAUAACUGCAAAUGGUUCUUCUGGCCCCCAUACAGCUACCACUAACCUUGACAGCAGGAGAACAAAAAGUAGUUCGGAGGAAGCACUGGAACGUGAUUUGGGAGCAGCAGAUCAUGAAGUUACAAGCAGGGGUACCCGGCUAGUAUUUCCUCUGGAAUACAAUGCAUGAUUACUGACUCAGUAAAAAUAACUCUUGCUCUGUGAAUGGAUCAAGGAAGACUGCAGGCCACUGUGUCACUUGAGGUGGGGGUGUUCAUUUAAACAAAUUAACACGCAUAAGUGGUUUUACUAGGGUCUGAAGAUGUCACCUGUUUUUUACUCAAGAUGCUGACAGUGGGGUUUUCUAUAUGUCUGAAAACAGACAAAUGAGAAAACUGGUUAUUCUCCUCUUUCCAACUGCUUAUCAAAUCCAAGUAUAACUAGCAUGCUGCAAUUGUCUUGUUCAGCUGCAGCAGCUCUCUCUCUGAAGAGAGGUACAUGAAAAUGUUGUCAUAGAACUGAGCUUGUCUUGGCUUAGCUUGAGAAUGUGAAAGGACAACUAUAAACUUGAUAAUUAUUAAGAGACAAAAAAGAUUGUGUAUGUAUCUGAAUGUGGAGAGAUCCCUUGUUAACUUCUCUCAUGAGGCUGAGAAAACUCAAGUGAAAUGGGACAGUAAACUUCAGGGUUACAGAUGUGUGAAUGAAAGACUGGGGAAUCUGUUACUGCAAAAUGUACUUAAUCUAUUUCAGGGAAAAAAAGGGAAAAUAAAAUUUCUUUGCUGGCUAUCUAAGUAGGAAGGCAAUGAGAGCUACUUGUCCCUUUAGCUUUGGGCAACUUGACUAUUACUCUUAGCCUAACUUCUAGUGCCUCAAAAGAAAAACAUCCAGCUUCCUGUGGUGUAAGACGUACCUGAAGCCGACAUGAGCCUGGAGCCAGGCUCCCUCGGGUAGCAGUCACAAAGUAAAAUUUUCUUGCAUAUGAAGAUGGUUGGAAACUUGGGCUGGGGAAAACAGCAGAUAGGAGGAGGAGAGGAAAAAAGAGAGUGGGGCAGUGUUGAACUUGCAUAGAACCAGAAGGUUUCAUAUUGCUCAGAAGAAUCCAUGGACUCUGCUUACAGUUCUUGUGUGUGAUAAACAGCAAACAUCUAAUUAAACCGAUGAACAAAUACUACUGUUUUUACCAUUUGUGACUAUCCUAAAAGAAAGCUGUUUACCCUUGUUCUCUUUCUCAGAGUAGAUGUGAAACUUCAAUGGGGCAUUGCACAACAGCAUAUAAGCUACAGGAGUGAUGAACUGUAGUAUCACCUUAAAUGUGAAAAGGGAAAACUCUCUGACUAGUAUUUAGCCCAUUUACAUGUAGGCUAGCUUUAACUUAUUGCUAAAUGCUUUUUAAUUUCCAGAUGAGGAGAUAAUCAUUGUCUUUGCCAAUAGCUGAAAAUGUAUGCUUUGAAGAGCCUUUCAGCUAUUUGAAGCAUGCUAAAAUGUGAUUUCAUUCUCAUGUCUCAAAAGAUUUAUUUUUUUAAAGAGUUUGUGGCCCACUAACGUGAUGUAAUAUCAGUUUGUCCAAAAAGUGUGUUUUUCUUGCUGCCAUUUCAGUUGUUCCUCUCAUAAAAUUGUGUGUGAGUAAAUACCCACUGUUUUUCCUUAACUAUUAAACUUAUUGGGCUAACCUCAGUACGUGAACUUCCUGCUGCAGAGAAA
Cyanistes caeruleus (blue tit) is the source of this 4493-nucleotide messenger RNA. The record is from RefSeq and is a predicted model, not a curated record. NCBI's taxonomy places the organism in Eukaryota, Metazoa, Chordata, Aves, Passeriformes, Paridae.